This is a messenger RNA of Verticillium nonalfalfae, 1596 nucleotides long. RefSeq lists its product as uncharacterized. The transcript has 5 exons. NCBI's taxonomy places the organism in Eukaryota, Fungi, Ascomycota, Sordariomycetes, Glomerellales, Plectosphaerellaceae. The record is from RefSeq and is a predicted model, not a curated record. Bases 1 to 1596 code for a protein of 531 amino acids. Gene Ontology annotation, molecular function: iron ion binding; monooxygenase activity; oxidoreductase activity, acting on paired donors, with incorporation or reduction of molecular oxygen.
AUGGGUGCGGUUCAGCUCCUGUACGACUACUCCGGCCUGGCCGGCCUGGCCCUCGUCGCGUUGCUCACCAUCUACACCCUCUGGAGCGGCGUGUACAACUACUACUUCCACCCGCUGGCCAGGUACCCGGGCCCCUUCCUCGCCAAGAUCUCGCCCGUCUACAGCAUCUACGGCCUCUUCCGCGGCCGGUGGCCCUUUGACGUGCACCAGCUGCACCUCCGGUACGGCCCCAUCGUGCGCACCAUGCCGUCGGAGCUCGCCUUCACGGACCCGACGGCGUGGAAGGACAUUUACGGCCACAGACAGGGCCAUCCGCAGUUUCACAAGGACCCCAUCCACGUCGGCUCCGUCCAGGACCUUCCCGGCGCCACGACCCUGACCAUGGCCGACGACGCCAACCACGCCCGCCAGCGCCGCACGCUGUCCCACGCCUUUAGCCAGAAGGCGCUGCUCGAGCAGGAGAGCAUCAUCCGCGGCUACGUCGACCUCUUCGUGCAGAAGCUGACGCCGUUGGCAAGGUCGGGCGCCGCCGUCAACAUGUGCGACUGGUUCAACUUUACGACGUUUGAUAUCAUCGGCGACAUGGCCUUUGGCGAACCGUUCGGCUGCCUCAAGGACGGCGUGUUUCACUCCUGGGUCUCCCUCAUCACCGACACGAUCAAGGCGGGCGCCUACGAGCAGGCGACGCGGCGCAUGUUCCGCACGGGCAGUUUCUGGCAGCGGACGCUCGUCAAGCUCAUCCCGAGCGACCUGCGCGAGAAGCGCGUCAGGCACUUGCAACUGAGCCAGGAAAAGUGCCUCCAACGCAUCGACGAGGGCCUCCGCCGCGAGCACCGCGACUUCCUCUACUACAUCCUGCGGCAGAACGAAAAGGGCGCCGUCUCGCAGAACGAGAUUAUCCUCAACUCGGCCCUCUUCAUCGUCGCCGGCUCCGAGACGACGGCGUCUCUCCUCUCGGGCCUGCUCAUGCACCUGCUGCGCACGCCCGCCGCCCACGCCCGCCUGACGCGCGAGGUCCGCGACGCCUUCCCCGGCCCCGGCGGCGCCGCCGACAUGCAGUUCCUCGCCCUCCAGGACCUGCCCUACAUGAACGCCUGCAUCGACGAGGCCCUGCGCAUCUUUCCGCCCGUGCCGACGGGCCUGACGCGCACCGUGCCCCGCGGCGGCGACACGGUCGCCGGCGAGUUCCUGCCCGGCGGCACCACCGUCUCCGUCUACAGCUGGGCCGCCACCCACUCGCCCCGCAACUGGGCGCGGCCCGACGACUUUCUGCCCGAGCGGUGGCUCGACGGCGACGGCGACGGCGACGGGCACAGCGGGGCCGCCGACGGGCCGUCCCCCUUUGCGCGCGACGCCCGGGACGCGAGCCAGGCCUUCUCGCUCGGCCCGCGCGGCUGCAUCGGCAAGCACCUGAGCUACCUCGAGCUGCGCCUCAUCCUGGCCAACCUGCUGUGGCACUUUGACGUCGAGCGCGUGCCGACGGCCCCCGGCGAGGUCGACCUCUGGGAUGUCGGGGGCGACUUGCGCCACGUCAAGGCGUUCAACACGUGGAACAAGCCGCCGCUCAUGUGCAGGCUCAGACCUGUCGCGCGGUAG